AUGUCGAACUUUCUCUCCCUCGUAGGCUGGUACAUCCUCCCGAGACUCGCAACAUCAUGGAUCCAAUCCAUCUACUACGCCAUCACCAUCCGCGCCGGCGACCCCAAGCCAGCCCCCGGCUCCGCGCGCUUCCUCUCCCACCGCCGCACCAUCAACAUCCUUGUCGUCGCCACCUACUUGCUCUACACCAUCUACGAGGCCGGCUAUGAGCUGCGCGCCGAGCCCUCCUUCUACCAGGACCUCGGCGUGCCCCUCGGAGCCGCCGACCGUGAAAUCAAGUCGCGCUUCCGCAGGCUCGCCGCCAUGCACCACCCAGACAAGGCCGGCGCCGCUGCUGACCUCCGCGACAAGGCCUCCUUCUUUAUGCACCUUAAGCUUGCCAGUGACACGCUGCAGGACGCGGCAAGGCGGUUUGCCUACGAGCGCUUCGGCCCGGACAUUGUGGAAUGGCAAAAGUGCGUCACCAUCAGAGACUUUGUCAGUCGGGGCGUCCUGGGCGGUAUUCUCCCCCACUAUGCCGUUGCUGCCGCCACAAUCUACGUCCUCGGCCUCUUUGGCUACAUGGAGUUUGGCAAGUUUCACCGCUGGCUGAUCCUAAUCACCCUCUGCGUCUUUGAGGUCCAUGUUGUCACGCGGCCGGCGUUCCCCCUCGUCGUUGACGUGGUCAACGCCCUCAUCACGCGCGUUUCUUCCCGUGCGCCGUACCUGCCGUUCCAGGCCAUCCAGCUCGCCCGGAAGCUCACCAUUACCGUCUACAUCGGACUCGCACAGAUUGGACCCCUGCUGGUGCAGCAGACGCGGCCCGGCAGCCGGGCCGCCCAGGGCGAGGAUAAGGCCCUCGAGCAAGGGCUUCAACGCUUGGACGCCGUCGUCAACCAGCUCAACACGGAAACCAGCCGGCUGGUGGCCAUGGAGAUGGCGCCCUUCAAAGGCGAUGCCGGCGCCGUCAGCAAUCUCCAAGGCAAGAUGCAAGAGUGGCUGGUCCAGAACACGCUGCGCUCCGAUCCCAUGGUGCGGGAUGCGCUGGGUACUUCCUUCAGGAAGAGGCGGAUAGACGCGCCGAGCGGGGCCAAGGGCAACCGAUAG
Messenger RNA from Hirsutella rhossiliensis, 1086 nucleotides. Its product is annotated as dnaJ domain-containing protein. The transcript has 2 exons. The record is from RefSeq and is a predicted model, not a curated record. The coding region runs from base 1 to 1086 and encodes 361 amino acids. Lineage: Eukaryota; Fungi; Ascomycota; Sordariomycetes; Hypocreales; Ophiocordycipitaceae.